CCCUCACUCGCCGCGCCUCUGGCUGCUCCGUCGGCGCAGACACCAAGCAGAACGAUGAAGGCGACGUUAGCUCUGGCGCUACUGCUGGCCGCCGCCGUGUGCGGCUCGCCGCAGCACCCGCCGCAGCAAUACCGCCAGCCGCCGCCGCAGCAACAGCCGCAGCAGCAGCCCCAGCAACAGCAGCAGCUGCAGGGGGCCCCCGACGGGUCGAGUGCGCAGGGCAGGGAAGGCUCCGUAUUUACCAACGAGGCCAUCCGCCAGGCACAGGACACCUACCUCAUCCCCAAGGACGCCACUAUACAGAAAGUACAAGAAGGUAUCGAGCUGGCAGCCUACGAGCACAUCCCCGGCGAUCAGCGCAUCAACCUCUUCGAGAUCCUGGGAGCGCACGUGCCCCCAGAGGUAGUCAAUAACUUGCAGGCGCAGGUCGAUCAAAUUGGCAAGCAGUAAGCUUCCUUCGUCAGAGAACGUACUGUUCUUUAUUUAUUAGUACUUCGGUAUCUCACCAGACUGUCGAGAGAAAAUGCAUAAAUGACCCAGGAUGUUUUCACCAAAAAAUAUUGUAUGCCGUGAGUGGACACGAAGACGUUGUGUGAAUCUCCUUCGAAUCGAGAACUACUCUUCAACAAUACACCACGAUUUCAUUUACCCGAAAAUGAAUCUCACUGCUGAUUUACAGGACUCACUCCCCUUUGUCAUAUUUCCAGGUAUCCCUCUUUCAAAAUCUGUACACAGGCGACAAAUACGACUAAAACAAUGUCCGUAGAAAUUCAAAGAAAAACAUAAUUUGUCAGUCUUCCAAUAUUUUACAAGCAUUUCACUGUUUCACUGCUUAAGCAUCUGAAUACAAAGUCACCGGGGAAAUUUUUAGUAGAAGCCAGUUAAUAAGCACAAU
Messenger RNA from Schistocerca nitens (vagrant locust), 895 nucleotides. Its product is annotated as hydroxysteroid dehydrogenase-like protein 2. The record is from RefSeq and is a predicted model, not a curated record. The transcript is spliced from 2 exons. Bases 55 to 450 code for a protein of 131 amino acids. NCBI's taxonomy places the organism in Eukaryota, Metazoa, Arthropoda, Insecta, Orthoptera, Acrididae.